UCACGACCGUUUUUGUGUCAAUGGUCCUUCUCCAGCUUCAGUAAGGUCUUUUCCGAUUGGCUUUUGGGAGCAUCGCCUCGCCUUUUUGGUGCUUUUCCCCUCCCAGUGACUCACGGUAUCGGUAAGCAGCCUCAAAGAUCUUCUAUAUAGAAGAGGUUUGGCAGCCUCCUCCUCCUCCAAGGAAACGGCUUAUCUGGGACUGCACGACAGCACGAUGAGGUCUGGGUAAUAGAGUUUUACACCCUUAAAAAAAACACAAAACUUUAAAGUGGACUACAACUCCCUUAGUGGAAUGCGCAUUGUGAACUGCGCAAGGUGAAUGGGGGGCGAUUACCGUACAAAAAUACAAAUAAACGCGAGUCGGGAGUUGGACGUGGUCACAGCGAAAAUGAAUUAGGUACUUAAUGUGUUACUCCUGCACGUUUUGAGAUUUGUUGAAAACGUCUCAUCGCGAGUAAAAGGGCAGAGCUCAUGGUCUAAUUUGGAUAUUUAGAUAUUAGAAAUGGAUCAGAGGCAUGUAGUCCUGCAGGAAAUAUACAAAGGAUUGCUAUCGGGAGCACCACUGAACAAAGGGCAUCACGAGGUAGCAGCUGUCAUUUGCCCAUUUAUGACCUCUGCAAACAUACAUGAGGCCAGCAGCAGAAGUGAGCGUGAUGAAAGGUGUGAUCUGGGUAACAUGCCCUCUUUGAGAUGUCCAGCCAGUUCAGUGAAGAGGCACAGUUACAGUGACCUACAGAAGGAAACGGCGUGUCUUCAGCUCAGUCUGAUUGAGAUGAUGAGCUCCCACGUGCACUCUCCAAGCAGAGGGGUGCAGGAGGACAACCUGGGAAUUCUAAGAGUGCUACUGGAGGAAAUGGACCUUGUGUCACAACUAAUUUCUUUGUUUGGGGACCAGGACAAGUUAUUAUCCCACAUGGCUGUGAAAUGUGUGUCUUCACUUGUGCUCUUUCAGAUUACCAUUACUAACUCGUUAAAUGAAGUCUGGCAAAAGAGGUGUUUCCAGGCAUUCAGAGAGCAUCCCAACAGCAGUGUGAUGAAGGGAUGUUUAUGGUCUCUUACAGCUGUGGUAAAAGGAGUUUUUAAAGGAACAUUUCAUCGUAAAACAGAAAUCUUGGAGAAUCUUUUCACCUCAUUUGAACCUGCAUUUAAUGCCUUGUAUGCUACCAUGUUUUCACUAUCUCCGAGUGCCGUGAAUCAAGAGCCUUCAACAUACACCAAAGAAGGAGAUAAUGUUACAACCAAUCUAGUCUCUUUCAUUGAUUUACUUGAAGUUUUUGUUGCUGCCAGAACAAAACUGAGGAUCUGUUUCCCUGUUCAGAGACUCUUGUUCCAACAGGCUGUCUUGGCUUUACAGAUGGUUGCCUCCCCUGUUCAGUAUUUAGUGAAAAAGAAACUGCUUGCCCUUUUUAAAAGGUGCCUGCUCCAGAAAGCUGGUGAAGAUUUCAUUAAAGGAGAGGUGGACUCCUCCCUAAAACAUGAUGACAAUUUGAAAAGUGACAUGUUGGCCCUGGCGAAUGGUGUGCUGCAAUCUGUACAUGCAGAUUGGCUUCAAGACAUUCCUGUGAGUCCGAAGCCCAGCUUUUUUGGAGGCACAGAGGUGCUGGGUAACAGUGAUGUAGAAGGAGGACCUGAUUUGGUGAUGCUGAGAGCAGCAAGCCUCAUUUUAAUAAAGUCAUUGGAAUAUAAAGUCCAGAAUUCAACUACAGAAGAAGGUGCCACUGAUUUACUGAGCUAUCUGUGUCUUCUGAAGCUUUUCCUAAAGAAGCAUCUCAAAUCUGCUUCACUCUCCCAGCAUCUCCUGCACCCCUGCGCUUGGGUCUCUGUGAUAUUCAUGGAGCAGGAUGAUGAUAUGAUAGAGGCAGCAAAGGCAUUGCUGAUAUUGCAUCUGCAUUUUAGAAGAGUGAGUGGUGUCAUCAUUGAUGGCGUUGACAGUACAGGAAGCUUGACCCAGCUGACCCAUGAAAACGGCUGCAACCCGCACUGUGUGUUCUUCUUAUUCCUCAGCAGUGUAGCAUUUGACCACACUGUUCUCCUCGACUUCCUGAUUUCCACCGAGACGUGCUUCCUGGAAUACUUUGUCAAGUAUCUAAAACUUGUCAGGGAAGACUGGGAGCACUUCUGCACUGCCUGCCAUUACUGUGAUUCACUCUCGUCACAGUCAAGUGAGCAGAAUGCAGCUUGUAGUGAGAAUGCAUAUGGAUCCAAGACUGUCAGUCAAGAUGAUCAAGAGAGCAUGCAGCUGGCGUUCCAUUUAGCAGAAAAUGUUCCACGAUCUGAAUUGCCCAAGAGCCAAACCAAGUGUAAUGUAAAAUAUUCGGAUGACCCCUUGGUAGAUUAUGGGAGCUCAGAUGAGUCUGGAUCCGACCUGGUGGAACCAGUUUGCUUAGCAACUGGCAAGCAGUGUUCUGAAGGCCUGCAAGAUGACAGUUUUAAGAUAGGGAACUCUGUUUGCCAAAGUGGAGAUAAGGACCAGACCUUAUCUAAACAUUGUCAAGUCACAGGGGAUCAGGGAAUGUUGAUGCAUUCAUCUCUUCGGGACAAUAUGUUGUAUGACAGUCUGACUUCUGCUGGUAUGUUUACGAAAUCCAUCAUGUGUCUGAUGGGACUGAGAAAGGCUGUAACCAGAUUGCAAAGAAGAAAUUUGUUUCCUUACAAUCCAACAGCACUUCUGAAACUCUUGAUACAAAUUGAAACAAAGAGUGGUUUGACUGAUGACCAGUUGUGAGAAAUCUGGAAAUAAUCAAAGCGUUCUCAGAGUCUACGGGAGGCUACGUGGUUCUACCACCUCCACAGGAAGAGUAAUAUCUCUAUCUAAACAUGCUUGCAAUGCAUCAUGUAACUUAAGCACAAAGGGAGUUCAAAAACUCCUUUGUAUUAGAUUUAAA
This is a messenger RNA of Polyodon spathula (Mississippi paddlefish), 2885 nucleotides long. It is a transcript of the gene lins1, whose product is annotated as lines homolog 1. Lineage: Eukaryota; Metazoa; Chordata; Actinopteri; Acipenseriformes; Polyodontidae. The record is from RefSeq and is a predicted model, not a curated record. The transcript has 7 exons. The coding region runs from base 503 to 2725 and encodes 740 amino acids.